This is a messenger RNA of Rangifer tarandus platyrhynchus (Svalbard reindeer), 690 nucleotides long. The record is from the annotation of a GenBank genome assembly. NCBI's taxonomy places the organism in Eukaryota, Metazoa, Chordata, Mammalia, Artiodactyla, Cervidae.
AUGGCGCCCAGAGUGACAGCUGCGCACCUGUGUUCCCGCGUGGCUGUGAGCGCCGAGGUGCUGAGCCCUGGCCCUCGGGGGGCUGGGCAGGUGGUGGCCGAGACCCUGAGGACGUGCGAGGCUGGCGCGGGACGGGGGCCACGCCAGGCCACCGGCAGCCACCUCCGCUCACAGCCAAAGCGCGGCCUGUGCCGGCUCCUGCUCACCAGGAGCCGGGUCUGCUGGAAACGGCCCUGGGCCCCGGCCGCCCUGCGCGUCCUGGGCGAGUGGUUCCCCUGGACAGGUGGAGCCUGGGAUGCUAAACAGGCCUCGGGGUCUGCAAGGACCACCCAUCACCGUGCCAGCACAAGAUGCUACGUGCUGUCUCGUCAGGGCGCCGUCCUCGCCGGGCGGCCGGCAGGGAGGUCAGCGCAGCGGGUCCCGCCCCCUGAACUUCCCGGGGCUGCGGUAACAAGGCACCCCGAGUGCGCGGCCCUCACAUCCGGGGGCCGGAAGCCCGAGGUCACGGUGUCGACAGGGCCGUGCCUCCUCGGCAGCCUCCGGGGCUCCUUCUUUGCCCUCCGCUUAGCUCCUGGGGGUCCCGGAGGCCCUGGGCGCUCCUCGGCUCACAGACGCGCACCUGCUCUCUGCCGCCUCCUCGCGCCUGCAGCCUGUGUGUCCCUGCGUCAGCAUCAGACCGCUCCUUCUUAG